Messenger RNA from Zasmidium cellare ATCC 36951, 1467 nucleotides. RefSeq names its product glycoside hydrolase family 13 protein. The record is from RefSeq and is a predicted model, not a curated record. The coding region runs from base 1 to 1467 and encodes 488 amino acids. The transcript has 7 exons. Gene Ontology annotation, molecular function: calcium ion binding; alpha-amylase activity. Gene Ontology annotation, biological process: carbohydrate catabolic process. Lineage: Eukaryota; Fungi; Ascomycota; Dothideomycetes; Mycosphaerellales; Mycosphaerellaceae.
AUGCAUCUUCCCUUGGCGUUCUGUUAUCUUUUGGCCCACAUUACGACGUCUCUUGCCAGAAGUCCAGAUGAAUGGCGAGGCCGAUCAAUCUACCAAAUCCUAACCGACAGGUUCGCCCGAACAGACAACAACCUCACAUCACCCUGCGAUGUGAGCAAGAACGAGUACUGCGGCGGUACCUGGAAAGGCAUCGAGCAGAAGCUCGAAUACAUCUACGACAUGGGCUUCAACGCCAUCUGGAUAUCGCCGAUUACCAAGAACAUUCCAACAGGCUACCACGGCUACUAUCAGACCGAUCUCUACGCUCUAAAUGAGAACUUUGGCACUGAGCAGGAUCUCAAAGACCUUUCUGAUGCCUUGCACGAGCGAGACAUGUAUCUCAUGGUGGAUAUUGUGACGAAUCACUUCGGCUCGGUGGAAAAUGACCCAAGCGUCGAUUACUCGCAGUAUUAUCCCUUCGAUGAUGAGUCCUACUUCCAUCCAUACUGCGAGAUUGACUACGACAAUCAAACAUCUGCAGAGAUCUGCUGGCUCUAUAGCAAUCUCCCUGACGUGCGAACGGAGGACCAAAACGUCAUCGAUGCCUAUUCUACUUGGAUCUCUCAGCUUGUUGCAAACUACAGUAUCGACGGUCUUCGCAUUGAUUCCGUGAAAAAUGUCAAUAAAGCCUCCAUGCCACCAUUCUGCGAAGCUGCCGGUGUCUACUGUCUAGGAGAGCUAAGCAACAACGACCCAGACUACUCUUACCCCUACCAACAAGUCCUGAAUGGAGGCGGCAUAAUCAACUACCCCCUCUACUUCUCCUUCAACGAAACCUUCAUCUACAACGGCUUCUCCAGCACCGAAAAACUUGCGUAUAACAUCUACCUCGACCGCAACAACAGCAUCGACAGCAACUUUCACGGAACAUUCACCGAGAACCACGACAACCCCCGCAUCGCCUGUCACAACCCCGACAUGAGCGUCGCCGCCAACGCUAUCGCCUGGACGAUCCUGACAGACGGCAUCCCCAUCAUCUAUCAAGGCCAGGAGCAGCACCUGGCGGGAGGGGAUGACCCGGGCUCUCGAGAGGCGAUGUGGCUGGCCGAGAACGGCUCGUACGACAACACAAGCCAAUUGCACAAUACUACGGCGUAUCUGAAUCAGAUCCGGACUUGGACGGUGCAGCACUCUGAGGGCUAUACACAUUACAAGAAUGUCGUGCUCAACUAUUCUGACACCCAGAUCGCCAUUCGCAAGGACGUCAUGCGAUUCAUCCUCACGUUCGCGGGUGUUGGUCAACCACGAGGGACAUACACCACCAUCGGCGGAGGCUUCUCACCAAACAGCUCUGUUGUGGACGUGAUCAAUUGCAAAGCCUAUACCGCAAACAGUGCUGGCGAAGUUACUGCAGAUGUUGGGGGAGGAGCUAUAGUUGUCAUGAUGCAGGCAGACUUCAUCAAAGGAAGUGAAAUGUGUGGGUAUUGA